This is a messenger RNA of Camelina sativa (false flax), 319 nucleotides long. Lineage: Eukaryota; Viridiplantae; Streptophyta; Magnoliopsida; Brassicales; Brassicaceae. The record is from RefSeq and is a predicted model, not a curated record.
CUCUUUUGGAGGAUCACGAUCUAGCUUAGCUACAAUGAGCCUGGGAUUGUCUCAUGGCCUUGCCGGAUACAAACUAAAGUUCAGCUCUGAUGAAAAGGUGGAGACCAUUGUAAUCAAAGCUAUAGGAAAGCUUGAUGAUCUUGACGAAGAGCUUAACACUUACUCAACGGGGCUUCCUGAAUUGUACAAUUUGCAUUUUCCUGAGCUCGCUAAGAUCGUACAUGACAAAAUCCAAUAUGUCAAGGCUGUAAAGCUAAUGGGGAAUCGGAUUAAUGCACCAAAGCUAGACUUCUCUGAGAUAUUUUAUGUGUCCAAUUAA